UUGGAACAGAAAAAGACUUCUCCGAUGGCUUCUUCACCUGAGUGUAUAACCUGGAUGGUUGUGGGCCUGACUGAAUCUGUCGUCAUAAUAACACUGAAUUCUUUGACAGUGGUUGCAUUUUGUAGAGAUCGUAAUCUUCGUAAACGAUCCACAUACUUGGUGAUAAACUUGGCAGUUGCAGACAUGAUAUCCGGGGGAACUUCUACACUCGACCUCUUCUAUAAUGUUGGAGCGACAUGUAACUUCUGGAGGUACAAUACACUGUCUUGGUAUCAGAUACCACAGGUCUUACAUCUCUGGUUUCCUAUUGUUUCGUUAACGAAUAUGACUGUUAUUUCUCUAGAACGCCUGAAUGCAACGUUUUGGCCCUUCAGACAUCGUACGAUCAAAAAGUCAGUCUACUGGGUUCUUAUCAUCGCCGUCUGGCUGACAGCACUACUCUUUUCAUGUGCGUUGAGAAUAAUUGAGAACUAUGCACGUGAAUGGGACUAUUAUUACUACGCAUGGAGUUCAUUCGUCUCAAUUUGUCUUUUGGUUAUUUGUGUCUCUUACGUUUUUAUUUUUGCCAAGCUUCGCUUUGGAAGUCAGCCUCGACACCAUGGUGCGGCAAAUAGGGAAAGGAAACUGACCGUUACGUUGUUCACCGCGACUUCUCUCUCUCUCGUAUUGUGGCUGCCUUAUGUCAUAACUAGUUCUCUUUAUUUUGCUACUGACAUUUCCAGUUCCGUUUGCAAGUCGCCUAAAGUCGCCUUAAAUCGCCUAAAGAAAUCAAUUAGAAAUCAGCCUCGACACCAUGGCGCGGCAACUAGGGAAAGGAAACUGACCGUUACGUUGUUCGCUGAGACUUCUCUCUCUCUACUAUUGUGGCUGCCUUAUGCUUUAACUACUUUUCUUUUUUUUGCCACUAACAUUCUAAGUUCUUUGUCUGAAAUAACGGUUUUCCGUUUGGAACUUGGUUCAAUCAUCUUGGUUUACGCAAACUGUUUUUUAAAUCCGAUAUUGUAUGCUAUGAGAAUGCCAGGUUUUAGGCGAGCUUUAAAGAUGUUAUGUCGCCAACGACCUCAACCACACAGACAGGUUGAGAUCAUUCCCCUCCGUGAGAUUAACCCACAACGGGCAGCGGGCAGCGGGGCAGCGGGCAGCGGGGCAGCGGGCAGCGGGGCAGCGGGCAGCGGGGCAGCGGGCAGCGGGGCAGCGGGCAGCGGGGCAGCGGGCAGCGGGGCAGCGGGCAGCGGGGCAGCGGGCAGCGGGGCAGCGGGCAGCGGGGCAGCGGGCAGCGGGGCAGCGGGCAGCGGGGCAGCGGGCAGCGGGGCAGCGGGCAGCGGGGCAGCGGGCAGCGGGGCAGCGGGCAGCGGGGCAGCGGGCAGCGGGGCAGCGGGCAGCGGGGCAGCGGGCAGCGGGGCAGCGGGCAGCGGGGCAGCGGGCAGCGGGGCAGCGGGGCAGCGGGCAGCGGGCAGCGGGCAGCGGGCAGCGGGCAGCGGGCAGCGGGCAGCGGGCAGCGGGGAACAGAGAACAAAGAACAGGGAACAGGGAGCAGGAGACAAGGAAAAAGAAACAAAACAACAAAUUUGGAAACAAUUCUGGCCACUGGAAGAUACCAUGAUGGGUCUCCAGGAAGAAAUAGGGAAUGGGGAACGAACAUCAAAAGAAAAAGCGGGAAAGGCUAAAAUUGUUGUGUGGUGUGUGAAAGGAAGUUAUUUUCAAAAGCAAAAGAUUGUACGUGCUAUUGUAGAAACGACUUCGAUUUUUGUCCUCUGA
Pocillopora verrucosa is the source of this 1758-nucleotide messenger RNA. The record is from RefSeq and is a predicted model, not a curated record. NCBI's taxonomy places the organism in Eukaryota, Metazoa, Cnidaria, Anthozoa, Scleractinia, Pocilloporidae.